This is a messenger RNA of Eurypyga helias (sunbittern), 2931 nucleotides long. RefSeq names its product eukaryotic translation initiation factor 4 gamma, 1 (gene EIF4G1). Gene Ontology annotation, cellular component: eukaryotic translation initiation factor 4F complex. The transcript has 20 exons. Lineage: Eukaryota; Metazoa; Chordata; Aves; Eurypygiformes; Eurypygidae. The record is from RefSeq and is a predicted model, not a curated record. Gene Ontology annotation, molecular function: protein binding; mRNA binding; translation initiation factor activity.
UUCCAGUUCAUCUUUGCCAGCAUGCAGAAACCUGAGGGGCUGCCCCAGAUCACCGAUGUGGUGCUGGACAAGCCCUGUGUACCUUCUCAGGCCAACAAGACCCCACUGCGGGCGCUCGACCCCAUCCGCCUCAGCGGCAUGAACUGCAGCCCUGACUUCACCCCCUCCUUUGCCAACCUUGGACGGCCCGUCAUGGGCAACCGCAGCCUGCCCUCAGGGUUGGGUCCUCGGCGGUCCCAGCAGAGCCAGAGGAAGGAGCCCCGCAAAAUCAUUGCCACUGUGUCCCUCAAUGAAGAUGUCAAGCUGAACAAGGCUGAGAAGGCCUGGAAGCCCAGCAGCAAGCGUGCCUCCGAGGAGGAGGAUCCUGAGAACAUCAAGACGCAGGACCUGCUCCGCCGCGUCCGCAGCAUCCUCAACAAGCUGACACCCCAGAUGUUCCAGCAGCUGAUGAAGCAGGUGAUGGAGUUGUCCAUUGACACGGAGGAGCGGCUCAAGGGUGUCAUCGACCUCGUCUUCGAGAAGGCCAUCUCGGAGCCAAACUUCUCUGUUGCCUAUGCUAACAUGUGCCGUUGCCUUACAGGGCUCAAAGUGCCCACAACAGACAAGCCCACGGUGACUGUGAACUUCCGCAAACUGCUGCUCAACCGCUGCCAGAAGGAGUUUGAGAAGGACAAGGAUGAUGACGAGAUCUUUGAGAAGCGUCAGAAAGAGAUGGACGAUGCCAGUGCUCCUGAGGAGAAGGCGCGCAUGAAGGACGAGCUGGAGGAAGCGCGGGACAAGGCCCGCCGGCGAUCCCUGGGCAACAUCAAGUUCAUCGGGGAGCUCUUCAAGUUGAAGAUGUUGACGGAGGCCAUCAUGCACGACUGCGUGGUGAAGCUGCUCAAAAACCAUGAUGAGGAGUCUCUUGAGUGCCUUUGCCGCCUGCUUACCACCAUCGGGAAGGACUUGGACUUUGAGAAGGCCAAGCCCAGGAUGGACCAGUACUUCAACCAGAUGGAGAAGAUUAUCAAAGAGAAGAAGACAUCAUCCCGAAUCCGUUUCAUGCUGCAGGAUGUGAUUGACCUCAGACGGAAUAGCUGGGUGCCGCGGCGAGGAGACCAGGGCCCCAAAACCAUCGACCAGAUCCACAAGGAAGCAGAGAUGGAGGAGCAUCGGGAACACAUCAAAGUGCAGCAGCUCAUGUCGAAGGACAAGAGGAGAGGACCCCCCGGGCCGCCCUCCAGUGGUGAGUGCCUGGGUUUGGGGGGCAUCUGAGGCUGCCAGGGCUGGGUUGCUCCCACCGGGCACCAACGGAAGUUGGGCUGUAGCUGACUGUCGUCUCUCCACCUGCAGCCCGGAUCCAUUGACUCCAACAACCAGCUUUUUGCACCAGGAGGGCGGCUGAGCUGGGGCAAAGGUAGCAGUGGAGGGUCUGGAGCGAAGCCUGCAGAUUCAGCAUCUGAUUCAGGGCGACCAGCCACGAGCACCUUGAACCGCUUCUCAGCGCUGCAGCAGGCGACGCCUGCCGAGAGCCUGGAGUCCCGACGCGUGGUGCAGAGGAGCAGCUCCAGCCGCGACAGGUCGGAGAAGGCUGGGGACAGAGGGGACCGGGAGUCACGUUCGGAGAAGGGCAGCGACCGCCUGGAGCGCCCCGACCGGGGGGAGCGGGCAGACAGGAACAGGUCUGCCCUCACCAAGAGGAGUUUCAGCAAAGAGACGGAGGACAGGAGCCGAGAACGGGAGAAGCAGGGCGGCCCCGAGGCUGUGCGCAAGGCUGCUAGCAUGACAGAGGAACGGGACAGGAGCAGAGAGACCCAUAAACAAGAGCCAGCACCUCCCGCAACAUCUGCCAAACCCGCGCUGUCGGAAGAGGAGCUGGAGAAGAAAUCCAAGGCGAUCAUAGAGGAAUACCUGCACAUCAAUGACAUGAAAGAGGCCCUGCAGUGUGUACAGGAGCUGGGCAGCCCCUCCUCGCUCUACAUCUUCGUGCAGAACGGCAUAGAGUCCACGCUGGAGAGGAGCACCAUCUCCCGCGAGCACAUGGGGGUCCUGCUGUGCCAGCUGGUGAAGACGGGCACGCUCUCCAAGGAGCAGUACUACAAAGGGCUGCGGGAGAUCUUGGAGAUCGCAGAAGACAUGGAGAUUGACAUCCCACACAUCUGGCUGUACCUGGCCGAGCUCAUCACCCCCAUCCUGCAAGAGGAAGGUAUUCCCAUGGAGGAGCUGUUCAGGGAGAUAACGAAGCCCCUGGUGCCCAUCGGGAAGGCCACCACACUGCUGGUCGAGGUGCUGGGCUUGUUGUGCAAGGGCAUGGGCCAGAAGACCGCAGGGAAGCUGUGGCGGGAUGGGGGCCUGAGCUGGAAGGAAUUCUUGCCCGAGGACCAGGAUGUCAACAAAUUUGUCACGGAGCAGAAAUUGGAGUACACGAUGGGGGACAGCUCGGACAUGCCGAGCCACAAGGAGCUGACCUCGGAGGAGCUGUGCAAGCAAAUGGACAAACUGCUGAAAGAGAACCCAAACAACCAAAGAAUACACGACUGGAUCGAGGCCAACCUGAGUGAGCAGCAAGUCUCGUCCAACACGUUUAUCAGGGCCCUGAUGACAUCCGUGUGCCACUCGGCCAUCAUCUUCGAGAACCCUUACCGCGUGGACGCCCUGGUCAUCCGCACCCAAGCCAAGCUGCUCCAGAAGUACCUGCGGGACGAGCAGAAGGAGCUCCAGGCGCUCUACGCCCUCCAGGCCCUGGUUGUCAAGUUGGACCAGCCUCCCAACCUGCUGCGGAUGUUUUUUGACGCCCUCUAUGACGAGGAUGUCAUCAAGGAGGAGGCUUUCUACAAGUGGGAGUCCAGCAAGGACCCGGCGGAGCAGCAGGGCAAAGGGGUGGCGCUCAAAUCCGUGACGGCCUUUUUCACCUGGCUCCGGGAAGCGGAGGACGAGUCGGACAACAACUGA